UAACAUCAUAAAUGCACUGAGGCUGUGAAGAGGGAACUUGGAAACGUCUAGUAAUGCGACGCCAAAGCAGACUGAUAGACACCAGAACAAAUAUAGUCCUACCUGAUUUAAAGGUGUUUACUCACUAACCAUCUUUUUCUGCAGUUGUGGGGAAUUUCUCUGGAUUUUUUUUAAAUCAAGUGCUCUUUUGGCUCUUUUUGGUUGUGCCAACUGAAAAUUGAAAAGUGGAGAUGAAUUCUACCGCUUUCAAUCAAACGGACAGUGCAGGACUUUUCAAUAAGACUGAAGAUAUAUUUUGCUGUAACUUUUCAUCAGUGGUGACUGAUAAUGGCUUCGUGGCGGCGACUCCGGAUGAGAGAAGUCUCUUUCUCAUGAGAGUUGUCCAGAUAGCAGUUAUGUGCGUGUUAUCGCUCACGGUGGUUUUCGGUAUUUUCUUUUUGGGCUGCAAUCUUCUCAUCAAGUCGGAGGGAAUGAUCAACUUUUUGGUGACGGACAGAAGACCAUCCAAAGAGGUAGAAGCAGGCAUUAUUGGGGCAUAUUAGUAGCCUAAAGGGCGCUUUGGGAGACUUUGUCGAAAUGACUUGUCCUACCACUGAUGCGCAGAUGAUGAAUCCACUUUUCACCAACAGCAGAGACAGAGACAGAGAUACAUGAAUGGUCAAGUAUCCACAUAAGAACCAGUUUCUAUUGUUCUGUUCUCGACAGUUUGCAAAAAUGUAGGACAGAACAGGCCUAUACUUAGACACUGUAGACACGCACAUCUCCAAUAAUUAGCCGAAAUUUGCUCUCACUUUUUUGACAAACACUCACGUAAUUUAAUAUCUAGACGCUCUCUAAUUGUUAUAGCCCUUUUGUCAAAGUGACAAUCGUUUUUUACUUCAAAUACUGUCUCAUAUUGCUAAAGCAAUGGGGAUAAAUGAAUGUUUGAAAAAUGCAUAUUGUAUGUUUUUUUGCAUACAUGCAAGACAGUAUAAUGAUUUGAUCAGUGUGCCUAACGCGUUUCCUAUUGAACAAUUGUAGAUAAUGAGUGGUUAAUGUAUGAACGUUGGAGAUAUAACAAUACAACAACAACACUAGCUUUGUUUAUUAGAAUAAAUGAAUUCCCUAAUUAUGUUCAAGAUUUUUUCCUUUUGAUUGAUUCAGCAUUUCCAUCAAUCUGUUCUCACUGUUAAUUUGUGAAAAUCAGAGCUACAGUAGGGCUAGUUGUUAGAGCGUGGCGCUUGUAAUGCUAAGGUAGUGGGUUCGUUUCCCGGGACCACCUAUUCGUAAAAUAUAUGCAUGUAUGGCUAAGUUGGAUAAAAGCAUCUGCUAAAUUGUAUUGAAGUCAUUGUUAUUACAAAGCCUUUCAAAAUAUAACAAUUCUUCAACACCAAUAUAUAUUUUAAAAAUUUUAUUAUUUAUUAUUCUCAUAUCGCAAACUAAACAUUUUUAUAUAUUAUAUUCAAAGUGUGCAAAUGGCAUUCAUUUGACAGGGCACAUUGAAAGAGAAUGUGUGACAUUUGCACCUUGUUGUCUUGCAGCCUAAUGGUAGACCACUGAAACCAAUGUGAUGAUAAGGGUUGGUUUUUCCACAAUUGAUGUGUGACGUCCUGGUCCCAUUGAUCAUUCUGGGUUUUAAUGGAAACCUGCCUGACUGUGUUUGUUCCAUAUCAGAUGCUCAGGAAAUAUAUACACUCUAAAUGCAACCCAACUAUUCGUAGGGUGUAGGAUAUGCAUUAUGACCAAAAUGAGAAUUUAGACCACCAUUUGUCUGGGGACCUUAAACAUGAUCAGUUGACAAAUGUAUGGCAUUAAUCCGCUAGGACUUAUCAUGCUUUGGUCAAUUCAUUCUCUCUGAAGUGAUGGACUGAUGUUUUUUUAUUACAGUCUUACUGUCUUAGACAUAGGCAUAUAUGCACAUUAUUUACAUUCAUUAUAUAAACAUACAUUUUUUUGUGUGGUGUAGAUGGUUUAAAAUACAUGUAAUUUUUACGCACACUAUUAUUUAUUGCACUGCAGUGACUGACAUUUUCUCAUUUUCUGUCUGCAUUAUAAAGUUGUUCCUGUAUAGACCAUUGUGCGGCUUCUCUCC
Oncorhynchus tshawytscha (Chinook salmon) is the source of this 2071-nucleotide messenger RNA. RefSeq names its product protein reprimo A. The record is from RefSeq and is a predicted model, not a curated record. The coding region runs from base 231 to 542 and encodes 103 amino acids. The transcript has a single exon. Lineage: Eukaryota; Metazoa; Chordata; Actinopteri; Salmoniformes; Salmonidae.